Molecule: messenger RNA, 2387 nt
Organism: Thalassophryne amazonica
Lineage: Eukaryota; Metazoa; Chordata; Actinopteri; Batrachoidiformes; Batrachoididae
Gene: faf2
Product: Fas associated factor family member 2
Exons: 11
Coding region: 89-1429 (446 amino acids)
Cellular component (GO): endoplasmic reticulum
Molecular function (GO): ubiquitin binding
Source: RefSeq, a predicted model, not a curated record
GCUGCCCACGGAGAAUUGUCAGCGCAGCCGACAGCAGGAAAAGAGCGCUGACGUCGUAACCGCCUUGCUACAUGAUUGGCGAGGUAAGAUGGCGGCGCCAGAGGAGCCAGAAUUAUCUCAGGCGCAGACCGAAAAACUCCUUCAGUUUCAGGACCUGACUGGUUUGGAUUCAAUGGACCAAUGUCGGCGGACAUUAGAGCAGCAUAAUUGGAACAUCGAGGCUGCAGUACAAGACAGACUAAACGAACAGGAAGGAGUGCCCAGCGUGUUUAACCCUCCACCAUCAAGACCAUUACAGGUCAAUACAGCAGACCAUAGAGUAUAUAGUUACAUCGUCUCACGGCCACAACCCAGGGGAUUAUUAGGAUGGAGUUACUACUUGAUAAUGCUACCUUUCAGAUUUACGUAUUACACAAUUCUGGACAUAUUCAGGUUUGCCCUGCGGUUCAUUAGGCCAGACCCUCGUGGUCGGGUGACAGACCCAGUUGGGGAUGUUGUGUCCUUCAUUCAUAAUUUUAAGGAAAAGUACGGUCAGUCACACCCUGUAUUUUACCAGGGAACAUACAGCCAGGCACUGAACGAUGCCAAAAGGGAACUAUGCUACUUAUUAGUAUACCUUCAUGGAGAUGAUCAUCAAGACACUGAUGAGUUUUGCCGCUCCACGUUAUGUACAGAAGAGGUCAUAACCUUCCUCAACACGCCACGGAUGCUCUUUUGGGCAUGCUCAACCAGCAAGCCUGAAGGCUACAGAGUGUCUCAGGCUUUGCGAGAGAACACAUACCCGUUCCUGGCCAUGAUCAUGCUGAAGGACCGCAAGAUGACUGUGGUGGGCAGACUGGAGGGUCUCAUUCAGCCAGAGGACCUCCUCAAUCAGCUCACCUUCAUCAUGGAGGCCAAUGAAACGUAUCUGAUGUCAGAGCGCCUUGAGAGGGAGGAGAGAAACCAGACGCAGGUGCUCAGACAGCAGCAGGACGAGGCCUACCGGGCCUCCCUGCUCGCUGACCAGGAGAAGGACCGAAAGAAGAGGGAGGAGCAGGAGCAGCGCAAGCAAGAGGAGGAGAUGAUCCGACAGAGUGCGCUUGCCGAGGAGCGACGACGAAGAACACUUGAAGAGGAAAAGGAAAGGAAGUCAGAGUGCCUUCCUCCAGAGCCACCUGCAGAUGAUCCAGAAAGUGUCAAAAUAGUCUUUAAGUUGCCCAACGACACACGGGUAGAGAGACGGUUUCUCUUUGGACAGUCUCUGACAGUAAUACAUGACUUCCUCUUCUCUCUGAAAGAAACUCCAGAGAAGUUCCAGAUAGUUAUAAACUUCCCUUGUCGAGUGUUGCCCUGCCUUCCAACUGAAGAGCAGCCCAACCCCCCCACGCUGAGAGAGGCGGGACUCAGUCGAUGCGAGGUUCUUUUUGUUCAGGACCUCACGGACGAUUAACAGACAUACCUCAGCUACAUGGAGACGCAUUUUCCUCCACCGUACCAUCCACCCUUUGUUUUCUUACUUUGCUAAAUGGCUAUAUGCACAAGGGAUCAUUCAGAUAGAAUUCUAACACCCACCCAUCCCCCACCCCCAAACAAAAAUAUAAACCGCCCUGCAUCCAGUUCUUAUUUUGUUGUUUACAGGGUUCCCAGUAGCCCAGGAUGUCUUGAAUUUUAUCAAAUAAAUAUUUCUAAAAGUUCCUUGAAUUCAUCUUUGUAUGCGCGUGGAUGAAGUUGUCAAAACGUAUCCGUAUCCUGCUUCCAGUUUCUGCACUCCACACAGCUGUCCCUUUCCCAAUAGUAACUGUCACAGCAGUUAAUCAUUUACUGAAAUUUGCUUUCUGCAAAAACCAGAGCCCAGUCCCAAGUAGCAAGACAACUGAGGCCAGCACACAGGAUCCAGCAUGGUAUGAGGGUUAUUUUUUAUUAAAAUAAUAUAUAUACUUAAACUAAAGACUUGAUGUUUGCUUCAUGUGUCCUAUUUAAAUAGCCCUUUGGCCUUAAGUCCACACAUUCUUUCUCCAUGCUGACAAAUGCAGAGUGCUGUUGUGGAGAGCAAAUGUUAUUUCAGGGAGCAGGUUGGUGUGUUUGGACAUAGAGGAACUAUGGGAACCCUGUUUUAAAUGAGCCAUCAUCUGUACAUAAGUUAGAUGUUUAAGAAUCCAAAACUUUUUUUUUGACUGUCAUACAAUGACCAAAUGCAGGUUGAUUAGUAUGUGGAGCAGACUGGCUCAGACACAUUUCAAACUCCAAAAAGCCACAGCUUUUCUAUGUGGCUUUACCUAGUUACAGUACGAGUCUGUAAAUAGUGCACCUGUGGUUGCUCAUAGAUGCCUGUUCUGCCUGUAACAUCUUAAUGGGCUCAUGUAAAGAUGUAAUUUUCAAACUAUAAAUUAAACAUUUUAAACAUUUGA